UCUAAAUUUUGAGUUUGGCUUACAAUUUUGAAGAGAUCUUCUUCUCUUAUGUUUUCCGUGAAGUCAAUUUUGUUGCUGAUGCUAUUACAAGUUUUCGUCACAAGUCUCCUAAUCCUAUCACUUCAUUAAAGAAGCUCCCGCUUUCAGCUCUAUCUGCCUUUAGUUUCAAUCAGUUUAAUUUUAGUUGUAGUAUGGUUUUAUGUUGUAAUUUUUCGUCAAAAAAAAAAAAAAAAAACCAACGUUUGGCCUUUACACCCUCCAAUUUAAUUUUGUGUAAUAGAAGAUGGUGUUUGGAAACAUUAGGGGCCUUAUGAAUUCGACGACUCGCUCUCAAUUGACUGUUGCUGCGAUUCUCUGAGACUCUCAACUCUCUGGUCUCAGUUCAGCAAACAGCCAGGAUCAGAUGGGGGAGCUGGCAUCUCAGAAACAUGUUCGAUUCAUUUUAUCAAAAGCAAAGGAGAAGGACUCUUAUGAGUCGGUUUUGAUGGAGCACAUAAGAUUGAAUGGAGCUUACUGGGGUUUGACAACUCUUGAUCUUCUUGGAAAGCUUGACACUGUGGAUGUCGAUGAGGUUGUUUCAGAGGUCAUGCAGUGCCAGCAUGAGUCAGGUGGCUUUGGUGGUAACAGUGGACAUGAUCCACACAUACUCUAUACCUUAAGUGCUGUGCAGGUUUUGGCCUUAUUUGACAAGGUUGAUGUUUUGGAUGUUGAAAAAGUUGCAGAUUAUGUAGCUGGACUGCAAAAUGAAGAUGGAUCAUUUUCAGGGGACAUGUGGGGUGAAGUUGAUACACGGUUUUCAUAUAUUGCUAUUUGUUGUCUCGCAUUACUACGUCUUUUGGAUAAAAUCAAUGUGGAGAAAGCUGUGGACUAUAUUUUAAGUUGUAAAAAUCAUGAUGGCGGAUUUGGAUGCACGCCUGGUGGGGAGUCUCAUGCAGGUCAAAUUUUCUGUUGUGUGGGAGCCCUUGCUAUCACAGGGUCUCUACAUCGUAUUGACAAGGACCUUCUUGGAUGGUGGUUAUGCGAGCGGCAAGUUAAAUCAGGUGGUCUUAAUGGUCGUCCAGAGAAGCUUCCUGAUGUGUGCUACUCAUGGUGGGUUCUAUCUAGUUUAAUCAUGAUUGACAGGGUUCAUUGGAUCGAUAAGCAAAAGCUUGCCAAGUUCAUUUUAGACUGCCAGGACACUGAAAAUGGGGGAAUUUCUGAUAGACCAGAUGAUGCAUGUGAUGCCUACCAUACAUACUUUGGUGUUGCAGGACUUUCCUUGCUUGAAUAUCCUGGGGUGAAAGCCAUAGAUCCAGCUUAUGCUUUGCCAGUUGAUGUUGUAAAUAGGAUUAUCUUAGGCAUAAAGGGAUGAACACUUGUAACAGCAUGCAUGCACACUUCAGGUAUAGUAUUCACUUUGGUGCCGCCCUGUGGUACAUGUAUCUGUUGUAAUUCGUAGAUAUAUGACUUGGUUAAAAGAAUAAUGGGGUGAUGAGGAGCUAUUCGGUCCUGAAUGACUGCCAUGUCCGAUUAAGUUCUUAUCAGUUUCAGUUCAAAUAGACUAAACCAUAAUGUUCUUUCUCGCUGAUCCGGGAUUA
Rosa rugosa (rugosa rose) is the source of this 1577-nucleotide messenger RNA. RefSeq names its product geranylgeranyl transferase type-2 subunit beta 1-like. The transcript has 10 exons. NCBI's taxonomy places the organism in Eukaryota, Viridiplantae, Streptophyta, Magnoliopsida, Rosales, Rosaceae. The record is from RefSeq and is a predicted model, not a curated record. The coding region runs from base 404 to 1351 and encodes 315 amino acids. Gene Ontology annotation, biological process: protein geranylgeranylation. Gene Ontology annotation, molecular function: Rab geranylgeranyltransferase activity. Gene Ontology annotation, cellular component: Rab-protein geranylgeranyltransferase complex.